UGUAGGGGCCACGAGGGAUCAGGGCAGCAGUAGUAGUGGUUGGAGGGGAGUGGGGAUGGCUGGAGUGGGGUAGCACAAGGCGUGGUGUGUGUGCCUCGCUUGUUCCCCUUCCCCCUCUCGCCCCUCUCCUUGCCACCAUUCCUCAGUCGCGUCCUCGCCGCCCCUGUGUCGGGACGCCCUAGUAAUGGCGGGUGUGGCCGCUGUGAUGAAGUCCUCGUGUCACGGUCGUGGAACUUUAGCUGCUCACCGAUACUCCCUCCUGCUGUUGCCACUGCUAGUGCUGCUGCAAGCGUAUGUGGGCCAGGCCAGCCGAGAUGACGUCACGCGCCAGCAGGUGUUCGUGGGGGAGAGCAUCACGCUCAAGUGUUACGCCAAGCUAGACCAUCUCCGCUCCUACCGAUGGGUGUACAUCCGCCAGGGCACCAAGCGGCCUCAGGUGCUGUCCUCAGGCCGCACUCUCAUAGUUCAGGAGCCAAGGUUUUCUCUGAAUACGCAGAUGGAAGGAGGCAAAGUGAACCUGGAGUUGAAGCUGACUGACGUUCGCUCCCAUGAGUCUGGGGUGUUCAUGUGCUGGCGGCAGGGACAGAAGCCAGAUCCCCAGGUGGUGGUGACAAUCCUGGAGCACGGUAGUCAGUCAGAGCGGCAGGCCAUUGUACACAGUGAAAGCCCUGCAGUGGUGCAGCUUGGGGAGGCAGCCACCUUCUCGUGCUACAUACAGCCUGCCUGGUCUGUCAGGGUGACAUGGUUGAAGGAUGGCAAAAUGAUAUCCUGGACAGACCGCCUGUAUACCCAGACCAAGAAACGCCUGCUGGGGAACAGUCAGGGGCAGCAGCAGGACACACAGAAUGACCAGCUGGUGGCGUCUCUCUUUGUGGCUUCUGUUAAACAAAACGCCACCUUCACCUGCCGCAUUGAAACGAGGCCUCCUGAGGAACACAGCAUGCAGAUCACUGUGAGAGUUCCCCAUGUUGAGUCCUUGACUGCUGAACCUGACAAGGACUUGGUGGAGUAUGGGCAGCCACUCACCCUCACCUGCACCACCUCUGGCUCAGACUCAGAAGUGGUGUGGCUGAAAGAUGGCUCGGAGCUUGUAUUUGGUCUUGCUUUCCCCAAGAGACGCAAGCAGUCCACCAAGCACCCGCCCAACAAGCUGGUAUCCACUGUCCACUUUGAGUCCAUAUCUUUUGCUGACAAUGGCCAGUAUGUGUGUUACAUUCCUGGAGCCUCCAAAGACAUUCUUAUUAACAUUGAAGGUCGUCCUCCUCGCCUUCUUGGAGUGACUGGGAACAAUUUCUAUGAGGACGAGGAGCUGUCCUUGAGAUGCACUACACAGUAUGCCAGGAAUGCUGGAACUCAGGUCACAGUCACCUGGACCUUUGAGGGAGCCGUGAUCAACCCCAAUGCUUACGAGUCACUGACGUAUCCUGGUGAACACAACAUGACCAUCCACCAGCUGGUUCUCACCCGUGCCACAGCUAGGAACAUUGGAACCUACCAGUGCAUCACACCUUUUGGCUCAGCACAGAUAUAUGUGGAGAUGUAUGCUCCCCCAUCUCUGAGUGAACCACUGCCCUCGGAGGUGCACUUCCAAGAGGAUGAGUUCUUCCAGCUGCCGUGCCUCACUAUAGGUCACCCACUACCAUCUGUCCACUGGGAGAAGAAAACAGGUGAUGGGUGGGAGCUGGUGGAGGGCAGUGAGGGCAGUGGCAGCAGCUCGGAGCUCAUCUUCCCUCGGGCCUCGGCAAGUGAUGCUGGCAGCUACCGGUGUGUGGCAAGGAGUGAGGCAGGCUCCUUCCUGGCUGAGGUGUUUGCCAUCAUGGAACGUCCAGAUCCAGAAGUCCUUGAGAUCAUUGCGCCAGAGACUGUGAUAGUUGGGGAGAACUUCACUAUCCAGUGCACUGUACGGAAUUGGGAAGCGGAGGUAGAAUUCACACUGAAUGGGGCAUCACUCAUGUCGUCCCUGGCGGAGCGGUUCAAUGUGCUACGCUAUCCCUUGGAGGAGAAUCUGGUAGAGGCAUUCCUCAUUGUGCGGGACUCUGAGCUGCAAGACAGUGGUCAGUACAGGUGUUCGGCCGGUGUUGCAGAGUCCCUGCCUGCUCCAGUGCUGAUCAAGGUGCCUGAGGCGAGGGUGGUGGGACUGUCGGCCUCGGCUCCAGUGGUGGGGCGGGACUUGAACAUCACCUGUGUCGUCAACAAUUGGGAUGGACUGGUUACCUUUGUGUUCAAUAAUGAGGCAGUUAAGCCGCUGCAAAAUGGGUGGAGGUAUGCAAUAUUCCCAGGGGUAGAGGGUGACACGGUGACCACCCACAUCCUCACUGUCCCUGCUGCCACGCAUCACCACAGUGGUCGCUAUGAGUGCUUCACCACACCCUCCUCCUCCAGGGCACUCAACAUCAAUGUCUGGGACGUUCCCGAGGUGACGCUGGAGCUGCAGAAUAAAGAGGAACGUAACUGGCGGGAUGCACCGAUCCCUAUUGCCUGUAAGAUCAAGGGGAUCAGCCCUGACAUGGUGACGGUACUGUUCUCACAUGAAGACACACCUCAAGUGUCCAUCGAGAACCGCACCAAGAUGUCCACCUCAAGCCAGCUGGUGAAUGUUGCUGUGAGUGAGGGAGAGGAAGGAGACGAGCCUCUUACUAUCUUCACUCUUGGCUUCUACUCCCUUAGCAAGGACUUUGAGGGACUCUGGUCUUGUGAAGUCUUCCUCCCAAGUGGUGAUUACCUCAACAAAGACACCCUUUACAUGGAAAUCUAUGAGCCACCUGAGUUUUUGAAUCCCCCACCAGAGCAGCUAUUUCAGGAAGAUGGCACAGACCUUCGCCUCAACUGCUCAGUGUUUGGCCCACCGGAGACCAUGGUGGCUUGGUAUCGACAAGGAAUCCAGGAACCCAUAGUGUUUGACCGCAUGAGUGCUCAGCUGUUCAUCCCACGCUUCACCACCACGGAUGAAGGUUACUACGUGUGUCGUGCCUCGUCACAUGGCCGGGAGAUACAGACCAACACUUACCUUUCACUGGGAACCCCUCAGCCUCGUGUGGAGUCAGUUGUGGCAUCUCCAGCUGUGGUGGGCCAGGAGUUCUCGGUCACUUGCACCGUCUCCAAUUGGGACAGAGAGGUGGUGUUCUUCCACAACAAGGAGUCACUGGAUUUCCAACCAGAUUCUCGGUACUCCAAGGAGCAGCUGGGCGUGCAGCAAGGUGAGGUGGAGCACCACCACCUGGUGGCACACACACUGAGAGUUGCUGAUGCUGUUCUUGCAGACUCAGGUGUGGUGGAGUGUUUCCUCACCACGGAAAUCUUUGGUUCAAUCAAUGUUACAGUGACAGAUGUGCCAGCAACAGAGGUGACAGAGCAUGGGUCACAGCCAGCCCUUCUACCAGGCCAGAUUGUCCAGCUUGCCGGGCCACAGAGGGUAUCUGCUGGGAGUGAGUUGGUUCUCACCUGUGUCGUCAGUCCUCAGGUGUCCCAGGACAUCGACAUAGUGCUGGCCCACAAGACAAUGUACCUCUACAUUGGGGGCAUUGUGCUGGCUGAGGAUCCCCGGGUGGACAUUGUAAUUGACAACACCUAUGAUGGCGCAAGGAUUCUGUACCUGAAGAUUGUUGACGUGAGGGCAACGGAUGAGGGGACCUACCAGUGUGCCACCUCCACCAACCCUCCUGCUUACUCCACCCUUGUUGUGUCUGUGGCACCACCUGAAAAGACCACAGAAUUACCUGAAGUUGUUACCAGCCUGCCAUCAGUCCCAGGUGUACCAGACUUGGCAGUCAUUCCAAUGCUGCUGCCUGGAGUGAUGGAUGUCCUGGGGCGGGAGGGGGAGGAUGUCACCUUGCCCUGCAGAAUAUCACCCAUAAUAGACUUUAGUAUAAGUGAAGACAGCCGGAACUAUUUUGUGAAGUGGACACGAGGGGGCGGCAGUAGGACUCAAGUCCUCUCUCAAGACGACAUAAUCCUGCACUAUGAUGGGCACCGCAUGGGCCUUAACACAGGAGUGGACACCAGGACUUCUGGAGUCAUGCACUAUGACCUGACACUGAAGCAGGUGAUGCCGGAGGAUUCGGGCAUGUAUGCCUGCACACUGUUUGACAAGAGCUUGAACGAGAUUGGCUACCGGGAGAUCUCCUUGGAUGUGGAGAUGCCACCAGAAGAGUGGAAGUGUGAGUUUCCCCCAGAGUGGCGGGGGGAAUGGUACGACACGCGGUACAGACAAGUGUCAGAGAUUUUGCCCCAGGAGUUCAAGAGGUCAUCUUGUGUGUCAACAUCUGGAGAGAACUUCAUCAUACAGCACAAGCGGCGUCAGUGCUUCCGCUGUGUUUACUUCAUACAGAAGCACCAAAACUUACUACAAUACAAGAGCACACGGUGUAGGAGGACGCAGGAUGGUCUGUGCUUCGCUCUGGAUGAGAACAGUGAGUUAAUGAAUCUGGUGCGGCUGAACACCGAGGCUGUCCACUGUCCUAUCACUGGGCCCCGCCAGUACUUGUUGGAGCUUCCCCGCCAGUCAUGUGAGGACAACGUCUCCCUCAUCAGCUCCUCCACGGAGUCUCUUCUGCAGUUCCAGUAUCCAUCGUGCUGGGUGCUGGCUAACCCCUCCCGGGCUGUGGCUGAAGAAUUUGAGUGUGUGGCUGACUGGGCAGAAGGCUCCACUCACUACCUUAUUGCUAAAUUGGUGAGUAAUUCAUCACUUUACCUGGAGCAACUGUACCGUUGCUUCACCUACACCCAGGGGCAGGAAGAUAGACACGCCUAUAUUAUGGGCCACAAUGACUCCCCGGUGUGUGGUGACAGGAGAUACUUGAUGACCUACAAGAUAUCUGAACUGAUUGGAGAGGCACCGCUUUCAGUGACAGGACUUGGAGAAUGGGACAUAAGCGUAGAGUCCUCUGAGGGGGCUGUGCUGCCCUGCAGAGCCUCAGUGGUGCUUGGCUCUGAUGAAGCCUCCAGUAGAUAUGUAAUAAGUUGGGUACGAGAGAUUGAAGGCAAGAGUGAUGUAAUUACUCUCGAUGAUCACAUUCUGACGAGAAGUAGCAGAUACUCACUGGACAUGGGCCCACUGAGGCCAGGCAACACCUCCAAGUAUGACCUGAUCAUUGCUGAUGUACAGCCAGGUGAUGCUGGGACGUACAGAUGCAUGCUGAGGAACCGCAAGGGAGGCGGCCAGGGAGUCUCCCACUCCAUGUCCUUGACUGUGACAGAAACUCCUAAAUAUGAGCAGUGCAUUCUGCCAGUCCACUGGAGUGGUGAGUGGUGGAGCAAGGAGGAGGGCAACAUCCCCAUUGGUGAUGGCAUCUUUGGGGGAAGUGUGUGUGACAUUGCACUGGGGGACAAGUUUCUCAUGAGAGGCCCCACCUGCAACACAUGCUACACUGUGCAAGAGAUGCACUUCAACCUUCUCUAUUAUAAGAAAUCUCCUUGUGAGAGAAGUGAGGACCUGAACACACUAUGCAGCAUGAUUGAAGAGGAUGAGCUACGCCAGUCACUGAUCAGGAAGGAGGCUGGGAUCACAUGUCCCUUCCCUGGCUCUCGCUCUUACGUGUACCAGACUCCUGAAGUAACUUGUCCAGAGACUCACUCAAAGCUGAUCUCCAAUAACACACAGCUCCAUUUCCUGCACCAGCCUUGCCAUCCCCAAAGUGAUGCAGACCUAACUCCUAAUCUUGUUCAGUGUGUGGCAAUAUGGAGUGAAGGCUCCACCCACUACCUCAUGGGAAAAGUUGAUGAGGAGGAGGAUUACCGCUGCUUUACCUUUGAGGAGGCCAUGAACCAGCCUCACCUGUUUGUCAUGGGCCAGGCACAGACUGAGGUGUGCGAGGACCUGACAGAUGCUGAACUCAGACCACUCUAUCGAAUAUUUGGAAAGUCUAAAGCCCCUGAGCCACCCGUUGUUGAAGGUGGAGAGGAAAGCAGACAGGUGUUACUUGGUGACACCAUCACAAUGAUUUGCUCCUCAAGGGGGGGAGUUCCCCCUCCUAUGCUGAAGUGGUUCAGGGUAGUGGAUGGGUCCAGGGAGGAGCUGCCUUCUCAGGUGGAGGAUCAUGGAGGCAUCACUAAGGCUGCUUUAGACAUUGUGGUUGAUGCCUCAGACAAGUAUGCUGAAUACCAUUGUGAAGCUUCCAACUUUGCCACAACAACUCCCCUACGCACCAACACUAGUCUCACCUUCACCAAGGAUUAUGCCAGCAUCAUGGUACCGCAGGUGGUGGUGGUGGAGUAUCAGCCUGCCUUCUUGCCCUGUGCCCGUACUCUGGAGGAUGACGUGCAGAUGGAAUGGUUUGAUGCAGACCUUGAGCUCAAAUUGACCUCAGGCAGCAUAACAGUUAACCAGGACCCCAAGGAUCCCAAAAUUGUGCCAUACAUGCAGGAGGGUGUGAUGGGUCUCAUGAUUUUGUCCAGUUUCCUGGACACCACAUUUGGCUGCUUUGUUGAUGGUGUUGAGUUGGGCAACACAUCACUCGUCAUUUAUCCUAAAUAUUUGGUUUUAGAAGAGUCUCAAGUUUCAGAUCCCUUGAAAUACUUUAUGUCCACCACCACCAAGAUGCAGCCUUCACUUGGGGACACUGCCACCCUGGAUUGUUCCCUGGCCGAUGGCGUGAACUCCUCACUUGUGAGCUGGUGGCGUUAUCCCGGCACCACACUCCUGACUCAAGGCAGCAUCAACUUUGCCAGGGACGACGGCUACAGUCUCAAUGUAUCCUUGAACUCUUACCAGCUCACCGUCUCCAAUGCCACCCUGAGGCACUCUGGCUUGUAUAUAUGCCAGGUUGCUCUGAAUGAAGUAGAGUUAUACAGAAGAAACUUCUCAAUCAAUGUUGAAGGACUGAUUACAACCCAGCUUGGUGGAACCGUUGCCAUUGGUUGCUUUUCACCAGUGGGAGAUGUGAGCUUCAUAUUCAAUGGAGAGGCUAUAAUGGGGCCUCAUGAAAAUCCAAAUGAUAAGUAUAAAUUAGAUACAGAUGAGACAAUUGGAGAUGGAGCAGUGUACACCCUCUCUGUCAUGGAUGUCACUGAGGAGGACCUUGGAGUGUACACCUGCAUCAGAGCUGGACAUCCUGAUCAUGUCUUACAAGAAACAUUAGUGUCCAGCUUUGGAGAAAUAACAACAAUGAUGACGACAGCUGAAGCCACCACACUGCCAACCACGGAGAUGACCACAACAGAAACUACCACCACCACCACCACCACCACCACUGUUGCCACUACCACACUGAGCUCAAACUACUAUUAUGAUUAUGAGGACAGUUAUCUGGACUCAGACUUAACAACUACUACCAUACCUACUACUACAACUAUAACACUUUCUCCCACAACUGAAGUAACAACUUCUACGACACCAGAACCUGUUACCACAUCCCCACAAACCACCACCACCACCACCACACCCUUCAUAACCACAACACAACCACCCACCACAACCACACCAUACAUCAUAAUCCUACCCAUCACUACCACAGUACCUUAUACUACAACAGAAGAAAUUACAACAAUUCCCACAACAACAAUAAUUGAUGUUACUCCAGAUACUACUACAGAAGAAAUUACAACAACCAUUCCCACAACCACCACCACCACUACUACAUCAACUGCCAUCACCACCACUACAACAGAGGCUCCAAUUUAUAAAGAAGAGGUCUUCAGUUGUAUGGGGCAUAAUCCAGAAUUUAUAAGCUGGAAAUACAAUGGAAAACUGAUAUUUUUGGGAACCUAUGACUUGGCGGGCAUCCCCGGCACUAAAGUGACAAAUGAUGGAAAGCUAGUGCUGACGGCCGGGCCCUUCGUGGACCUGCGUGAUGAUGACUCCUAUGUCUGCUAUCUGGAGCUGGAGCCCAAUGCGGAGAUUCCCAUUGUUAUUUAUAAUGUCUCACUGGAAGGUGAUGAUACUGUGGUGGAAGAGAUCCUGAUGGACACCACCAAUGGCAUCCCUCUACCAGAACUUGAGCCAGAACCUGAGCCAGAGCCUGAGCCAGAGCCACUCCCAGACCUGCAGUUCUCAGGCCUAAAAGAGGAGGAGAUAGCUAUCUUGGCAAACUCCAAGAGGAUUGGUUACAAGAUGAAGGAGGUCCUUGGGAAUGGUGGAUUGAAUGUUCGGUUGCUGGAGGACCUUCUCUGUGAGUAUCCCAACAACACCCGGGGCUGGACAAGAGCCAAGGCAGUGCUGGAGGAUUGUGAGGCUGAGGCACGCUUCACUGGGGACCUGGGACCUACCCAGAGUGUGUUCAUUGGCAUUGACUUCUUUGUGGAGACUAUCCCAAACAGCUGGUUUGCAGUGACACAGCUGUAUCUUAACAACGUCAAGCAUAAUGUGUCAGUGAAUGUGUUUACCCAAUUGGUCCCAGUUCCUGACACUAACAUCAUUCCAAGCCCCUACAGAGGUGAUCCAGAUUCAAUACAAGUGUCUGAAGAGUGGUGGAACGAUGUGCAGGGUGUGGAUAAACCAUUUGGCAGUGGUCUGCUAUCCUCCAUCUUCUCCCUCCAGAACUCCUAUCUCAGCUUAUUAGAGAAAACAGAUUCUUCUUAAAUGAACUAGAAAAAAAUUAAGUUAUAGUUUUCACUUGUAAAAGGUGCAAGUAUCCAUCAGUAUUACAAGAUAAUGUAUUUUAAAUUGGGAGAGAAAUUUGUUAAAUGAUGUAUGCAACAAGAAAAAUCAUGAUUUUUUUACAAUACACAUAAGAAUUAAA
Messenger RNA from Portunus trituberculatus (swimming crab), 8675 nucleotides. RefSeq lists its product as uncharacterized. Gene Ontology annotation, biological process: cell-cell adhesion. The transcript is spliced from 54 exons. The coding region runs from base 185 to 8515 and encodes 2776 amino acids. Gene Ontology annotation, molecular function: cell adhesion molecule binding. Lineage: Eukaryota; Metazoa; Arthropoda; Malacostraca; Decapoda; Portunidae. Gene Ontology annotation, cellular component: cell-cell junction. The record is from RefSeq and is a predicted model, not a curated record.